Molecule: messenger RNA, 1132 nt
Organism: Panonychus citri (citrus red mite)
Lineage: Eukaryota; Metazoa; Arthropoda; Arachnida; Trombidiformes; Tetranychidae
Gene: Tsp97E
Product: tetraspanin-13-like
Exons: 4
Coding region: 163-789 (208 amino acids)
Cellular component (GO): membrane
Source: RefSeq, a predicted model, not a curated record
CUGUUUACUCAAAUGGUUUCAUUUCCUCGAGUUGACUCCAUGUCUUUUACCGUUAACUCUUAUUGUCAUUCACAUUUCCACUCAUCUCUUCAACCAACACAAAUUAAAUUGUUUAUUCCUCAUAAUUGCAAAUUGUAAUCACCACAAUUCAUCCAUUAAAUCAUGUGCGGUGGAUUUACAUGCACCCGUAAUGCAUUAUCAGCAUUGAACAUUCUGUACACGCUGGUUUCAUGUUUGUUAAUUGCUGUUGCGACUUAUGCUCGAUAUUCAUCAAUCGUUGGUAAUAUUGAAAUUGUUCAAGUUUUCGUAGGAUGUGGUGUCUUUUUGGCCCUUUUGUCCCUCAUGGGCUUGAUUGGUGCCGCUAAACAUCAUCAAGUUAUCUUGUUUUUCUACAUGGUGAUUCUGUUCCUGCUGUUCGUGGUUCAAUUUUGUAUCGCCAUCGCUUGUCUCUCAAUCAGUGACACCCAAAAGCUUGACAUCGCCACCAAAGGCUGGAAUUCAUCAAAUGUUCAAACUCGAGACGAGGCUCAAUUGUUUUUUAAUUGCUGUGGUUUUGAUUCAUCUCCAUUACCUGAUCAAUGUCUCCAUAUAACAUCAUGUUGUAAAUCACAAACUGACUGUCAUUGUACAACCUGUAAAUACAAAAUCGUCACCGCAAUUAACAAUGGACUUGAAAUAACGGGAUCACUCGGACUAUUUUUCAGUUUCACUGAAUUUCUCGGUGUUUGGUUAACAAUCCGUUACAGGAAUCAGAAAAAUCCACGUGCAGAUCCGAGUGCAUUUCUGUGAAAUCAAAUCAACAAUUAACUCAAACCCCCAAAUUAAAUAUUAAUAAUCUAAUCUGCUUGAUUCAAGCCCGUUGGACAAACCAACUCUCCCUGUCCAUCUCUAAUCACAAUUAGACACAUUCCACCAUAACAAUUACCUUAAUUAUCUCACUCUAAUCAAUGUGUCUUAAAUUGCCAAACAACAAAACGUGACAGUUGCAAAAAAAUUGAUUCCAUUGGAAUAGAAAUGAUUUUCUCCUCUGUGAAAACGAUGUUAAUUGUAAUAAUCAACUAAUCACUUCUAAAUUAACCUUCCAUUAGUCUCAAAGAGUUGUGUGUUUACAAGUUAAUUAAAUGUAUAUACU